GAGUUAAAACUCUCAGUGUUAGACAUGGCACCCAUUAAGUGACCAAUUAAAUUAAGUUCAAUUCACAUAUAAUCGAUUAUGGAUGCUCCUCUUCUUACCCCAUACAAGAUGGGCAACUUCAAUCUAUCCCAUAGAGUUGUUUUGGCACCGCUCACCAGACAGAGGUCUAGUUACAACAACGUUCCUGAACCACAUCUAAUUCUCUACUACUCUCAGAGAACUUCCAACGGAGGCAUUCUCAUUUCUGAAGCUAAUGGCAUUUCUGAAACCGCUCAAGGGUAUCCACACACACCUGGCAUAUGGACAAAACAGCAAGUCCAAGCGUGGAAACCCAUUGUGGAUGCCGUUCAUGCCAAAGGUGGUAUCUUCUUUUGUCAGAUUUGGCACGCUGGAAGGGUUUCAAAUUCAGUUUAUCAACCAAAUGGGCAAGCACCGAUAUCUUCUACGGACAAGCUACUCGCACCACAAGGUCGAGGUGAUGGCAUUGAUGAAGUACAUUACACACCACCAAGGCGGCUAAGGACAGAUGAAAUUCCUCAUAUUGUCAAUGACUUCAGACUUGCUGCUAGGAAUGCUAUCCAAGCUGGUUUUGAUGGAGUUGAGAUCCAUGGGGCUCAUGGUUACCUUAUUGAUCAAUUCCUGAAAGAUAAGGUGAAUGACCGAACAGACCAAUAUGGUGGAUCCCUUGAGAACCGUUGUCGAUUUGCUUUGGAAAUUGUUGAAGCUCUUGUAGAUGAGAUAGGGGCGGAAAGAGUUGGAAUUAGAUUAUCACCUUUUUCAGAAUAUUGUGAGUGUGGAGAUUCAAAUCCCGAACAGUUGGGGCUGUACAUAGUUAAUGCCCUCAAUAAGUAUAGUAUUCUCUACUGUCACAUGGUGGAACCAAGAAUGAAGACUGUUGUAGAAAGAGUUGAAUGUCCUCAAAGCCUGGUGCUUAUGAGAAAGGCCUUCAAUGGCACUUUUAUAGCCGCAGGAGGUUAUGACAGGCAAGAGGGGAUCGAUGCCAUAUCUGAGAACAGGGCUGAUCUUGUUGCUUAUGGUCGUUUGUUCUUGGCCAAUCCAGACUUGCCAAAGAGAUUUGCACUCAAUGCUCCUCUCAACAAGUAUCACCGGGAGACAUUCUACACUCAUGAUCCAGUUGUUGGUUAUACUGACUACCCUUUUCAUGCUGAAGAAUCCAAUGUUGUAGCAUCUUAGGGUAGAGAGAAUGUACUAUGCUAUGCUAACUACAAUAAAAGAAUUGGAUUGUGAUUUGAAGUGGAUUGUGAUUUGAAGCUGUCCCCUAACAAGCAACAAUGCUAACGGAAUUAGGCACUAUUGCUGGGUUCCUUUACACUAAUCAUUCAAGUAUGUUGGUUUGGUAUGGGUGCGGACUGGUCUGGUGUAUACUGUGAUUUGUGAUGUAUGCUGGGGUGGGCUGUUGUUGCUAUCAGAGAGGCUCAACUUUUAAUAAGCUUUUCUUUCCCUGCAAAUUCCUAUUUGCAAUUUGGUUAAAGAUUUUCGUUCUCUUACGUCUCUAGUAAGGUUUUGGAUCCAGUUCAGUUGA
Glycine soja is the source of this 1543-nucleotide messenger RNA. Its product is annotated as putative 12-oxophytodienoate reductase 11. The transcript has 6 exons. NCBI's taxonomy places the organism in Eukaryota, Viridiplantae, Streptophyta, Magnoliopsida, Fabales, Fabaceae. Bases 79 to 1194 code for a protein of 371 amino acids. The record is from RefSeq and is a predicted model, not a curated record. Gene Ontology annotation, molecular function: oxidoreductase activity; FMN binding.